Messenger RNA from Cladophialophora yegresii CBS 114405, 684 nucleotides. RefSeq lists its product as uncharacterized. The record is from RefSeq and is a predicted model, not a curated record. Gene Ontology annotation, molecular function: protein binding. The transcript has a single exon. Lineage: Eukaryota; Fungi; Ascomycota; Eurotiomycetes; Chaetothyriales; Herpotrichiellaceae. The coding region runs from base 1 to 684 and encodes 227 amino acids.
AUGGCCGGUGGGAACAACAAGAAGCGGAAAGCGGACUCUAUGGAUGUUGCAGCUAGCGAGGCAAAGCGGGUGCAGAGAAAUGGCCGAACCGUCGAGAUCAUCCCCGAAGCUGAUGUGACAUUGAGAGUUGGGACAGGGGAAAAUGCUCUGGAUAUUAGAGCGUCUGGGCUCGUGCUGGGCCUAGCGUCGAAGACGUUCAAGGCAAUGCUGAGUUCAGGGUUCAUCGAAGGCACGACGAAGGUCAUCGAUCUCGACGAAGAGCCGCAAACAGUCUUGGACUUCUGCCAUGUCAUCCACUACAAAUACGAAUCCGUUAAAUCCAUGGGCACGGAGCGACUGUGUAAUCUCAUCGUCUUCGCGGACAUGCGACAGUGCCACGAACCACUGAAACCCUGGCUGCUCUACGUCCUGCGUGAGUAUGUGGCUUGGUUUGAACGCCUUGCUGCUGACCAGUUCGACGCCGCUCAAGGUUACCCAGAUCGAUAUCCAGGACUGCGCGUGGAGGAUUUUGUCCACAUUGCCGCCUCAUUCGGUCUUUGUGAUCUAUUUUGGCUGGCGACGAGAGCUUAUAUUGCGAUUUCCAAGCGAACCAUGAUGGCAUGUGGCCAUAGAUAUUUGGUUGACAAGCUGCCGCUUGCGUCAGGUCAUGAUGGUCUUUCCUUAUACGGUGCGUACAUACCCUGA